Messenger RNA from Echinococcus granulosus, 414 nucleotides. RefSeq lists its product as hypothetical. The coding region runs from base 1 to 414 and encodes 137 amino acids. NCBI's taxonomy places the organism in Eukaryota, Metazoa, Platyhelminthes, Cestoda, Cyclophyllidea, Taeniidae. The transcript has 4 exons. The record is from RefSeq and is a predicted model, not a curated record.
AUGAACCUUGGAAUCCGUGUAAUCAAUGUACUUCUAUUUCCUUGCUUUUCCAUGGCGCUAAAUGGAAUCAAUAGCCCCAUUAUCCUGAUUAACUUUGCUUGUUUCAAUAAUGAGUUUGCAGGUGUACCUACAAUAACAUGCGUACGGAGUUUGACGCAUCAGUUUACCGCUUCUAUAUUAUCAUGUGAAAGCACCGUUAAACUGUUGAAUAAUUUAGCUUUCCAAAUAAAUGCUCCAAUGUUUUUUUCUUUACAAAAGUGCGGAAUGAUGGAAGAUAUUACUAACCUAAUUAAAUCAUUCAGCUUCCCUUACAACAGAAAUCAACAGAGUAGUCCACAUCCAUUUCAUUUUGCUAAGAAUGAUGGAAAAUUCCCAAUUUUCACACAUUUUUUGACUAGUUCCAAUACAAUUUAA